Molecule: messenger RNA, 387 nt
Organism: Penicillium diatomitis
Lineage: Eukaryota; Fungi; Ascomycota; Eurotiomycetes; Eurotiales; Aspergillaceae
Exons: 1
Coding region: 1-387 (128 amino acids)
Source: RefSeq, a predicted model, not a curated record
AUGCUCUACAAUGCCCUGAUUCGCACACACCACAUCACUUCGCGCAAAAAAGUUGCUGCCCUCAAACGCGCCGCCGACGCACACAAAUGCCACGUGCUGCUCCGGUCCGGGGGCUGCCCCGGAAUCAUGUACGUCGAGGGCUCGGACAAGUCGAGCGUCGACGAAUGGGUUAAUGUGGUGCGGAAACUGCGAUACAAGGACUUUCAACUUGUUACCAGGCCGGGUGCCGUGGAAGGUGAAGGAGUCGACGGGGAGAAAUCCAGAUCACCUGAUGCAGGUGUGGAUGUAGGUCUUGCUGAGGUGGACAGUGUCAGGGAAUUUGGGCAUCGCAUGGAGGAACGUGGGGUCUGGAAGUGGUGGAGAAAAGGCAUGGGAUAUCAGCCCUGA